This is a messenger RNA of Sinocyclocheilus grahami, 1625 nucleotides long. Its product is annotated as importin subunit alpha-6-like. Lineage: Eukaryota; Metazoa; Chordata; Actinopteri; Cypriniformes; Cyprinidae. The record is from RefSeq and is a predicted model, not a curated record. The transcript is spliced from 9 exons. Gene Ontology annotation, molecular function: protein binding. Bases 1 to 1179 code for a protein of 392 amino acids.
AUGCCGCGGGCCCUGACCAACAUAGCGUCAGGAACCUUCCUACACACCAAGGUGGUCAUUGAGACAGGGGCCGUGCCCAUCUUUAUAGAGCUACUCAACUCGGACUAUGAGGAUGUACAAGAGCAGGCAGUGUGGGCAUUAGGAAAUAUAGCUGGGGAUAAUGCAGAGUGCAGAGACUACGUCCUCAACUGUGGCAUCUUGCCUUUUCUUCAGCAGUUGCUUGCGAAAUCAAACCGGCUCACUACCACCCGGAACGCAGUGUGGGCGCUAUCCAACCUUUGCAGAGGGAAAAAUCCACCUCCGGACUUUGCAAAGGUGUCACCAUGUCUGAGCGUGCUCUCCAGAUUGCUCUUCAGCAGUGAUCCUGAUGUUCUUGCAGAUGCCUGCUGGGCACUUUCAUACCUGUCCGAUGGACCCAACGACAAAAUCCAGACAGUUGUUGAUUCGGGCGUGUGCCGCAGGCUGGUUGAGUUGCUAAUGCACAGUGAUUACAAGGUGGUGUCCCCUGCACUGAGAGCAGUGGGGAACAUUGUAACAGGAGACGAUGUUCAGACCCAGGUGAUUCUGAACUGCUCCGCUCUGCCCUGCCUGCUCCAUUUACUCAGCAGUCCGAAGGAAUCCAUCAAAAAAGAAGCUUGCUGGACCGUCUCCAAUAUCACCGCUGGGAACAGAGCGCAAAUCCAGGCGGUAAUCGAUGCCAACAUAUUCCCAGUGCUAAUCGAGAUACUGCAGAAAGCUGAGUUCCGCACCAGGAAGGAGGCCGCGUGGGCAAUAACCAACGCCACUUCGGGAGGCAUGCCAGAGCAGAUUAGAUACUUGGUAUCUCUCAACACCAUAAAGCCCAUGUGUGACCUGCUGACGGUGAUGGACUCCAAGAUUGUGCAGGUGGCUCUAAAUGGCUUGGAGAACAUCCUCAGACUAGGAGAACAGGAGUCCAAACAGAACGGAACAGGCAUCAAUCCUUACUGUGCUCUCAUUGAAGAGGCUUAUGGCUUGGACAAGAUUGAGUUCCUGCAAAGCCACGAGAACCAGGAGAUCUACCAGAAGGCCUUUGACCUGAUCGAGCACUACUUUGGCGUGGAGGAGGAGGACGCCAGCAUCGUUCCGCAGGUGGAUCAGAAUCAGGGCCAGUACAUUUUCCAGCAGUCUGAGGGACCGAUGGAAGGCUUCCAGCUCUAACCCGUAUCGCUGUGCUACUGGCCAAGCUUCAGGCCUUGCUUCCUCCUUCCUGCCUGGAGUCUCCUCUCCCUCCUUCUCCGCAGAGCAGGACCUCAGCUCCAGCCUCGCUCCAAGACACUGAGGCCCGUACCCACUCCUCACAGCAGAGAUUACACUUGCACCCGCUGCCCCCCCAAACCCAACCCAACCCACUAAAUCUUCCAUUUCCAUCCUGCUCAUAUUCCAAACUCCAUUAUCGAGAGAGAAAAUCUGUGAGAUGGAUCGAGGAGAGCAAAGCAAAGAAGUCUGUAGUUUAAGUCCUGUUGAGACUUACAAAAAGCAUCUUGCUUUUAUUAUUAUUGUUGUUGAUGUUAUUAUGAUUAUUAGACAUUGACACUGGUGUCCUGUAAAGUAAACUUUACUCCAUAUCCCUUGAGAAAUGUGAAACUACCUCUUCAAUCAGAAAA